UCCUCUUUUUCCCUUUAUAAACCUUUAUUUGUUUACCCCAUAAUUUCCUGCCUCCUUCCUCCAACUCUGUUUUCCUCUGUUUCUUAUAUACUCUUUCAAACCUUUUGAUCCAAUACCCAUAAUUUCAUCACUGCGCUCCAUGGGCAACCUCUGCGGCACUCCCGUCGACACCCACACCCCGCCGCCCACCAAGCCCUCCUCCCCAGUCUCCUCCCAACGCCACGCCUCCACCACGCCCCGGAAUCUCAAAGUAUACACCUUGUCGGAGUUGAAGACGGCCACCAGGAAUUUCCGGCCCGACACCAUGCUGGGUGAGGGCGGAUUUGGGAGAGUCUUCAAAGGCUGGGUCGAUGAGACAACCUACGCGCCGUCCAAGGUCGGCGUCGGGAUUCCUGUCGCCGUGAAAAAGUCAAACCCCGACAGCUCUCAGGGUCUUCGCGAAUGGAAGGCGGAAGUGGAUUUUCUGGGGAAAUUUAGCCAUCCAAAUGUGGUGAAAUUGAUCGGAUAUUGCUGGGAAGAAAAGCAAUUUCUUCUUGUUUAUGAACAUAUGCAGAGAGGAAGCUUGGAAAAUCACUUAUUUCGAAAAGGUGUAGAGCCUCUUUCAUGGGAAACGAGGAUUAAAAUAGCCACAGGGGCGGCGCGUGGUUUAACGUUCCUCCACACGUCGGAGAAGAGCGUGAUUUACCGCGACUUCAAGGCGUCGAAUAUUCUUCUGGAUGGGGAUUUCCACGCAAAGCUGUCUGAUUUUGGGCUUGCAAAAUUCGGCCCAUCUAAUGGCGACACCCACGUCAGCACAAAUCCAGUUGGCACUUACGGUUACGCUGCACCCGAGUACAUUGCAACUGGACAUUUGUACAUAAAGAGUGACGUGUAUGGGUUCGGUGUGGUGCUGCUUGAGCUGCUAACUGGGCUGCGAGCAGUGGACCCAAACCGGCCCAGUCGGUCUCACAACUUAGUGGAGUGGGCCGAGCCGUCACUGGCCCACAAGAAGAAGAUAAAGAAGCUAAUGGACCCAAGGCUUGGGGACGACUACUCGCCGAAAGGAGCCUGGGCCUUAGCCGAACUCAUUUUGAAAUGUUUGGAGCAGAACCCUAGAAACCGGCCCUCCAUGGAACAGGUGCUGGAGAUUCUGGAGAAAGUUAGUACCCUUAAAGAUAGGCCCAAGGAGCCCAAAUCAAGGGCUAGGACGCCCACCCAUUAUUAGCUUUUGGGCUCGCUCCACCACUCAAAGCCCAACUAUUGGAGGCCCAUUGGGCUUUUUAUCCCUUCUCUGUGGUUCAUUAGUUUGUAGAUUUGAAUAGUGUAUGUAUCAACCUAACUUGGUCACUUUUUCUAUAUAUAUAUAUAUAUAAUAUGAAUAUUUUAGGACAUAUUUUGAUUA
This is a messenger RNA of Cucurbita maxima (winter squash), 1381 nucleotides long. RefSeq names its product probable serine/threonine-protein kinase PIX13. Gene Ontology annotation, molecular function: ATP binding; protein kinase activity. NCBI's taxonomy places the organism in Eukaryota, Viridiplantae, Streptophyta, Magnoliopsida, Cucurbitales, Cucurbitaceae. Bases 140 to 1204 code for a protein of 354 amino acids. The transcript has 5 exons. The record is from RefSeq and is a predicted model, not a curated record. Gene Ontology annotation, biological process: protein phosphorylation.